GUGUUGAAAAACUGAAUGACAAUUGCAGGAGAAUUCAUUUAGAAAAAUCCAACAAAUGGGAUGCUGCGAAGGACGUUUUGCUUGCUGAAGAAAGGCUAAAAAAUUUAAGCCACCUGCAGAGAACACCAAGGCCAUAUAAAAAAAAGGCAGAUGAAUACUGGUCUACGGGAAUUAAGGAAAGUCGGAGCAAGCGGCCAAGAUUACGUGACCAAGUACAGCCUAGCGAAGCAGAGGUGGACGGAGAAGAUAUGUCCACACUUACUGCUAACGAACUUCGAAAGCGCCUAAAAGAUAUGGGCAUCAAAACUGCAGCACGAAAUAUCGACCGACUUCUAGAUAUGUACCGUAUAGCUAUGCAGUGA
Paramuricea clavata is the source of this 362-nucleotide messenger RNA. The record is from the annotation of a GenBank genome assembly. Lineage: Eukaryota; Metazoa; Cnidaria; Anthozoa; Malacalcyonacea; Plexauridae.